Messenger RNA from Echinostoma caproni, 999 nucleotides. Lineage: Eukaryota; Metazoa; Platyhelminthes; Trematoda; Plagiorchiida; Echinostomatidae. The record is from the annotation of a GenBank genome assembly.
UCGAUCAUCUUGCGCGGUAUAUGCAGCCGGCUCUUUAUUCCGUGCCGAACGUUUCUUUACACCCGCUGGUAUGUGUGGUGGAGGUUUAAAAAUGUACUCAUCAUACAUACAAUUCUCUCUCUCUCUCUCGCUCGCUCGCUUUCUGACCACCCAACCUCACCUUCAAACCGGCGCACAACCCUGUCCGGUUCAAAAAAGGUCCUAUUCAUAGUCCUACCGAUACAAUUCAUUUUAAAACACGGGCUACCUCCGGCUAGUACUGCUAUCAUCGCUUUCGAGCAGGUGCGAAUGUUUAUGAAAUCGCACGCGUUUGUUCGCUCGUCCGAGAAUAGUUCGAACAAUUCGCACAAAGCAGAAUUCGACAAACCACAACAAUGGUACCCGGAUUUCUCACACUAUUUGUACUUCUUGUUCGCGCCCACCCUGAUCUACCGUGACUCGUAUCCAAGGACCAAUUCCAUACGUUGGUCAUAUGUGGCCACAAAUCUGUUCCAAGUAGCCGGUUGUGUACUACUCAGCUAUUAUAUGCUCCGGUUCGGGGAUCGUCUGUUCUACAAAGACUGGUGGAAUUCGACGACGUUCAGUACCUGGUACCGGACGUGGAAUGUGGUUGUGCACGAUUGGUUGUACAUUUACCUGUACCGAGAUUUACAACGCUUUGCUCCGCACCGAUCACGACAAUUGGCCGCUGCUGUGGUAUUUUGGUUGUCCGCUGCCGUGCACGAAUAUGUGCUCAUUCUGGUUCUACGCUUUGUCUAUCCCGUGUUGUUUGUAUUUUUCGCGUUUGCCGGUUAUCCAUUCAUCUAUGUGAAAGGUUCCUGUCGUGGUUGGAAUGUGUUCAUUUGGGUCCUAUUGUUUAUCGGUUGGGGUCAAAUGAUGUGUUUGUACUCAAUGGAAUGGUAUGCACGAAAAAAUUGUCAACCGGUGUUCGGCUCGUGGAUCGAUGUCUUUGUCCCGCACAGUUGGUUCUGUCGUCCCUUGGCCAGGCCAAUGGAUUAG